AAUGAUUACACAGUACAUCAAAAAUUCGAGAGAGAGAAGANUACAAAAUUAAGAAUGAAAAUGAGAAGCCCGAAAAGAGAAGGCGGCGUGAAGAGGGGCCCGUGGACGGCGGAGGAGGACGAGAUACUGGCGGGUUACCUAAUGAGGGAGGGAGAGGGGCGGUGGCGGACGCUGCCCAACAAGGAGGGGCUACGGCGGUGCGGGAAGAGCUGCCGUCUCCGGUGGAUGAAUUAUCUCCGGCCCUCCGUCAAGCGCGGCCACAUCACCUCAGAUGAGGAAGAUCUCAUUCUCCGCCUUCACCGUCUCUUAGGCAACCGAUGGUUUUUAAUAGCGGGACGAAUUCCAGGCCGUACGGACAAUGAGAUAAAGAACUAUUGGAACACUCAUCUGAGCAAGAAAUUGAUGAGCCGAGGGAUCGACCCCAAAACUCACAAGCCUCUAAUUAACAAACAAAACAACAACCAAUUAUUGAACGAAAAUGGGAUUAACGUUGAAGAUGGAGAUACUGGAUUAAUUAUGAGUAGCGACGAUUGUGAAUCUAGUCAUCAUAAGAAUGGCAUGACGCUGGAAAAGAAUUCGACAAGUGUUGAUGAAGGAAAAUUAGUAAUAAAUGUUAAUGAAGAUGGAGCUGAUUGUGAGGAUGUCAUGAUAAAUAAUUGUUGCCCGGAUGACGCAUUUUCGUCCUUCUUGAAUUCGCUCAUUAACGAUGACAUGUUCGUUAAUAUUCAGCAUCAUGAUGAUCAGCAAAGCAGCUGCCUCAUUUGAAUAUGUAUAAUUUACUUAUUUCAUGAAUUCUUAUAUAUAUGCAGGUGUUUUGGGAUCAAUGCCGGUUCUGUGUACUACAGAUAUUUUGCUACUCUUUCAUGAGCCCACAUGUAUGCGUCACAAUAUUGAAAGGAUCAAGUGUAAUAGUAUUUUCUCGGCAUUGAUCCGAUGAUUUUUCAUCAUCUUUCCUACGAGUAACAAUUAAUAUUAUU
This is a messenger RNA of Striga asiatica, 977 nucleotides long. The record is from the annotation of a GenBank genome assembly. NCBI's taxonomy places the organism in Eukaryota, Viridiplantae, Streptophyta, Magnoliopsida, Lamiales, Orobanchaceae.